Messenger RNA from Candidula unifasciata, 2880 nucleotides. NCBI's taxonomy places the organism in Eukaryota, Metazoa, Mollusca, Gastropoda, Stylommatophora, Geomitridae. The record is from the annotation of a GenBank genome assembly.
GAUCUGCAAGCUGAGGUGGACUCCUACCAGAACGCCUUCGACAACAUCAACCACACAGGAAGUCAGGUGACAAGAGCAAUGGUGGCCCCAGACUCACACAAACUGCAGGCCAGACUUGAGGAAAUGAACAAGAGGUGGUUGCAUUUGAUGGAGAAGUCCAUGGAGAUAAGAGGCCGUCUGGAAAGUAACACAGACCAGUGGGCGAGACUGGUGAAAACAUUGCAGACACUGCUCACCUGGGUCAGUGAGAGACAGGUAGAGCUGCAUCAGCAGCAGCCGAUAGGUGGAGACUUGGCCAGUGUUCAAAGACAGGCAGUAGAAAAUCAGCGUCUGCAACAGCAACUGGAACUGAAGAGACCUCUUAUAGAACAAAGCUUGGAUGCUGGGAAAUUCUACCUGCGGGAGGAAGGGGAAGACCUUCGCUACGAUAGCAGUGGAGAAAGCACUGAUGAUAGCUAUCCAGAUGGCACAUCAGAGAAAGAUGCCAGACUUUUGAUACGCAAGAUUGGCAGUCAGGUUAGACUGCUGAACCAGAGGUGGGCUGAGCUAAACCAGAACAGCAUGAAGUGGCAGAUGAAAUUGGAUGAGGUUGUUGAGCGUAUGAUGAUGUUCCAUGACUCAAUGGACUGUCUGCAUGAUCGUCUGGUAGCAGCAGAGAGGGAGAUUAAAGAUUGGCCAAAUGUUGCAGAUAUUAUCAUAGGGGAGCUGCAAACAGAAAUUGAUAGAACCAAGAGCUUCCAACUUAGGUACCCACUUCAAGGAGAAGUUGAUGACGUUACAGAUCAAGCCAACAGGCUCCAAGAGGCGGAUGUCAUUCUCUCUCAUCAUAAUGUACAUAGACUAGAGGACUUCACCCAGAGGUGGAACUCCUUACACAAAAUGUUGCAAGACAGGUUACAGCAUCUUCAAGAUGCCCUGAACGCAUACGGUCCAAAUUCGCAGCAUUUCUUAACAGAAUCUGUUGACAGCCCUUGGGAACGAGCUGUUGCAGGGAACAAAGUGCCUUAUUACAUCAAUCAUGCUACAGAGACAACACAGUGGGACCAUCCUCAGUUAACUGCCCUUAUGGAGGCCCUUAUGGAGUUGAACAAGAUCCGGUUUGCUGCAUACCGUACAGGAAUGAAACUAAGAAUGCUGCAGAAAAAGUUAUGCUUGGAUAUGGUGUCCUUGCAAAUGGUAGUUGAUGCUUUUGACAGCCAUGGGUUAAGGGGUCGCAAUGACAAGCUGAUAGAUGUCGGUGAGAUGAUCGAGUGCCUGUCUACAAUCUUCGAGGCAGCAGCCAAAUUUCACCCACAGAUUGUGAAUGUGCCACUUUCAGUAGACCUGACGCUGAAUUGGAUUUUAGAUGUGUACGACAGUGUCAGAAGUGGCAAAGUGCGGGCUCUGUCUUUCAAAGUGGGAUUAGUUCUGCUCUGUCAGGCUCAGCUUGAGGAUAAAUACAGAUACAUCUUCAGACUUAUUGCUGACACAAAUAAAUUUGCCGACCAGCGAAAACUAGGACUUCUCUUAUAUGAUUGCAUGCAAAUUCCACGCCAGCUGGGAGAAAUUGCAUCAUUUGGAGGCAGCAACAUUGAACCUAGUGUUCGCAGCUGUUUUGAAAAGGCAAAUGGUCGUCCAGAAAUCGAAGCAUCACAUUUCUUAGAGUGGUUAAAAUUGGAACCACAGUCUUUGGUAUGGCUUCCUGUGCUUCAUCGACUUGCUGCGGCUGAAACUGCCAAACAUCCAAGCCAAGUGUAUCGCUGUUUGAAGUGUUUCAACUUUGAUGUGUGCCAGAACUGCUUCUUCUCUGGUCGCAUUGCUAAAAGCCACAAGCUUACUCACCCAAUGCAGGAAUACUGUACAACUACAACAUCUGGGGAAGAUAUGCGAGAUUUCUCCAAAGUGUUCAAGAAUAAAUUUAAGUCAAAACGCCACUUCAAGAAACAUCCCCGACGAGGUUAUCUCCCUGUUGAUUCUCAUUUAGAAGGAGACAGCCUGGAGAGCCCAAACCCAUCGCCACAGCACAGCAUUUCUCAGGACAUGCAUUCCCGCCUUGAGAUGAUGUCAAGUCGGAUUGCAGAGGUUGAACAGAGACAGGGGGCAGUGUCUGAUAUAGAAGAUGAGCACCACUUAAUAGCCCAGUACUGCUCAAGUUUAAAUGGAGACCCCUCAUCCCAUGCUCUGAAGAGUCCAAUGCAGAUCAUGAUGGCAGUUGAUGCAGAGCAGAGGCAGGAACUUGAGACUAUGAUACAUGACCUGGAGGAUGAAAACAGAACUUUGCAAGCAGAAUAUGAUCGUCUUCGCCAAGUGGCAGAGCAGAGAUCAGAGAGCUCGCCACGGAUGUUGGGAGGGGAUGAGGAGACUAAUAACAGUAGUCGAGAUGAGGAGAUGUUGGCAGAGGCCAAGUUGCUGCGUCAUCACAAGGGACGGUUGGAGGCACGAAUGAGAGUGUUGGAGGACCACAACCAGCAGUUGGAGGCCCAACUUGGAAGACUGAAGCAGCUUCUGGACCAGCAGCCUCAAGUUGACCAUAGUUACCUUUCCUAUGACUCAUCUUCAAGGACAACCCCAGUGACAACUCCAUCGUCAUCCCAGAGUUCUCUCCCCACUGGGCCAGUGAGAUACCGGUUAGCCCCACAGAUGGAGUCCACACCUCACACCAAUGGCCAUUCUGGAUUCAGUGACGAUCUGGACCUGAGUGGAUUUGUCACAGAAAUCAAUAGUCCCCCUCACUAUAGCGCUAUAAAAGCUAGAGGUGCCAGCAACAUUGGUGACCUCUUUCAUUCAGCGGGAGAAGUAGGCCAAGCAGUCGGCUCUUUAGUCACUGUCAUGACUGAUGAAGAUGCAAUGACACCAAACAGCAUUGACGGCACCGCCAUUAAGCAUACAGAAAGACUCUGA